CAACAACGGAUAUGGGCUGCACAGUCAGCCAUGGGCUGUCUGCCGAGGACGUGGAGGCAUACGAAACGUGCUCGUUCUUCACGGCGACGGAGGUGAUACAAGCCCUGCAGAUAUUUGUCACCAUUGCCAACAACCCAAAGUGCGAUGACCCAAAGUCCAUCACCCUUCCUUCAGCCACGGUGGCCAAGUGGCGUGGCUUGUGUCACAACCCGUUUGCCAGACGGAUAUGUGACGUGUUCAGCGACGACGAUGGCGAGUUUAGCUUUGACGAGUUCCUCGACAUGCUUUCCGUCUUUUCAGAGCACGCCCCAAAAGACGUCAAAGCCACAUACGCCUUUCGUAUUUAUGGUGCGUACACACAUGUGUGAUGUGAUGUGUGUGAUGUGAUAUGUGUGUGGUUGAUACCGUUGUCCUUCCGUGUGCCGAUCUCUCUUUCUCUCUGUGUUUUCUCGCUCACUCACACACACACACACUCACUCACUCACUCACCCGUACAUACGCACACGCACACACACACACACACAC
Messenger RNA from Salpingoeca rosetta, 525 nucleotides. RefSeq lists its product as uncharacterized. The record is from RefSeq and is a predicted model, not a curated record. The transcript has 2 exons. NCBI's taxonomy places the organism in Eukaryota, Choanoflagellata, Craspedida, Salpingoecidae. Bases 12 to 368 code for a protein of 118 amino acids.